AAGUGUGAAUCAGGUCUGUAUCUGGAAAGUCGUAGCUAGUUAAAGGCUCAAGUGAAAGAAAUUUUUUGCUUUCUUUUUAAAUUAUUUAAUAACAAUAAUAAUACUUAUGAUAAACUUUAUUUAUACAGCGCUUUUCUUAAAGUUACAAAAUGCUUAACAGAGAAGAAAAAAGAAUUUAAGACAAUUAUAAUCAAGAGAAAGCCAACAGAUGAUAGAUAUGUCUGUCGGUGUGUGCUAUAGUUGUGUCCUCCGGUCCAGCAGAGGGCAGAGCGGCUCUCUGUCCGCUCUCAGUCUGAACUCGUUGUCCCGGAAAACCGCCGUGUUGUUUUCUUCCUGCUGGCCGGCGGGACAAAGCUCUCCUGCGGGAUGUUUCUUGCUGGAGCCCCGCCGCGCUGCGGGCUGCGGGCCCUGACGGAGUCGGUGUCGGAGCUGCUGACCCGGGUCGGGGAGGAGGUCCUCGGGAUGCUGGAGAAGCGGAGCGGCGGCUUCGGGGGCUCCGGGGGCCGCCUGCUCCGCCUGCUGCUCACCGAGCGGCUGGCGGCGGCAGCGGAGCGGAUCGUCGGGCUGCUGGAGCGGGAGGUAGAGGAGUACCGGCGGCAGGUGGAGCGGCAGAGCCGGCUACUGGAAGCGGUGCUGAGCCCGGUGGUCCGACUGCACCGAGCAGACUCCGUCGGUUCAUCCUCUCUCCGGACAGGUGACCCUGAUGAAAGACAACCUCAGGUGUCAGAGGUUGACCCCGCCCCCCCAGCCUCGGCCCCGCCCAGCCCCAGCUCCUCAGACGUGUCAGGAGCUGACAGCGACGAGGACUGGCAAGGCAGCGAUGACUCUUCGAACGUUAAAGACACAAACAGGAUGGGGACAGACGGAGGACAGUGCUCCGCCGGUCGGAGACGUAGAGCAACGGUCUCAUCAGUGUGGCCGGCGGCUCAGCGCUGCGUCAUCUGUGGAAAAACUUUCCGCCACAAAGGAAACCUGGUGAAACAUGUGGAGAAGCACUCAGACGAGCCAGAGCAUCUCUGUGGAGUCUGCGGAGGACGCUUUAAGUCCUCAGACGGUCUGAUCGACCAUCUCAGAUCACACAGAGAGACCGCCAGCAGCGGCGGGACGUGUGAGAUCUGCAGGAAGACGUUUCAAAACAUGGAGACGCACAUGAGGAGUCACACAGGAAUCAAACCGUUCAGCUGUGACGUCUGCAACAAGAGCUUCCCCCGACCCGGAGCGCUGAGGAGGCACAAGAAGAUCCACAGCAGGAAGACGCUCGACGUCUGCCAGGUCUGUGGACAGACCUUCACCGAGAACCAGCUGCUCCAGGAUCACCUGAAGACUCACGAAGAAGAAGACAACGGAAACGGCAACGACGAGGAGGAGGAGGACGAUGCCGAUCAGUCAGAGACACUGAAACCAAAGAGAGACAAAAGACAAGCCCCCGGUCUGAAGUUGUCUCAGUCCAUCUCGCUUUGCUGCAGAGUCUGUGGAGAUUCCUUCCACAGCCGAGGAUUCUUGAGGAAACACGCCGAGACGCACUGCAGAGAGUCUCCGAGCAUCUGCGGCGUCUGUGGACAGCAGGUGGACUCGUCAGACAGUCUGCUGACUCACCUGCAGUCUCACCGAGAGACCGGCGGCACCUGCAGCAUCUGCGGUAAAGGUUUCCAGAACAUGGAGACGCACAUGCGAAGCCACACAGGCAUCAAACCGUACCGCUGUGCCAUCUGCAACAAACGCUUCCCACGAGCUGGUGCUCUGAGGCGCCACAAGAAAAUCCACACAGGAGAGCGACCAUACGUCUGCCAGCGCUGCGGGAAGACCUUCAUUGAGAGCAGUGCCCUGAAGACGCACAGCAGGAGUCACUCGUUGGAGAUCCACGAGGGCAACGAGCCACCGCCGGACUGUACAAACUCUGAGACAGAGAAAAGUCCUGCCUUCAAAGAGAAUGCCAAGACGUCCGCUCAGACGGCGUCUCACUGCUGUAAAGUCUGCAGAGAGUCUUUUCAGAAUAAAGGUAGUUUGAGGAAACAUGCUGAGAGCCACUCAGCAGAGUCUGUCUGUGGCGUCUGUGGCGAACGUUUGCUGCCAUCAGAGACGCUGACGGACCACCUGCAGACUCACAGAGACGCUGGCAAAAUCUGUCACAUCUGUGGUAAAACAUACCAGAACAUCGAGACUCACAUGAGGAGUCACACGGGCGUCAAACCAUACCGCUGCAGCAUCUGCACUAAAUCCUUCCCGCGGCCUGGUGCCCUGCGGCGCCACAAGAGGAUCCACAGUGGGGAGCGACCAUACAUCUGUGAGUUCUGCGGAAAGACGUUCAUCGACAACGGCGCUCUGACGACGCACAUCAGGAAUCACACCGGCGACAAACCAGCCAACCGCGUCUCCUGCGAGACCUGUGGGAAGAGCCUGGCAUCGGUCCAUGUCCUGGAGGUCCACAAGAGGAUCCAUACGGGCGAGAAGCCGUUCCAGUGCCGUGUCUGCGGGAAAGCCUUCAGGCAGGUAGGAGGGCUGAAUGCCCAUAUGCUGACCCACACCGGGGAAAAGCCGUUCAGCUGCAGCCUUUGCAACAAGAGCUUCAGCACCAAAGGUUACCUGGAGACGCACAUCCGCUUCCACAAGAAGGAGCGAGCGUUCAGCUGCCACCUGUGCUGGAAGGCCUUCGUCACCAAGAACGACCUGAAGAAACACCUGCUGACACACACAGGAGAGAAACCGUACAGCUGCAGAGUCUGCGGCAAGAGUUACCAGGAGAAACGCUCCAGAGACGUCCACAUGAAGGUCCACCUGGAUGUCCGGCUCAGCAAAGAGCCAAUCAGGAGGCAGGACAGUGUGCAGCCAGAUUUCAUACAGCUGUAGCGGUCAUACUGGUUCUACAAACUAGUUUGUUGGUUGUCAGCAGAGACACAAAACUGUUCAUUUCUGAAAUGACACCUGAAAUAGAAAACAAAAAGUCCACUUAAAGUUCAGUUUACUGGUCAUAAUCUGUUUCACGCAGCUUUGAUUUCUGUUUAAAAUCUUUCUUAGAAGUUCAGCAGCUUCAUGGAAGUGAAAUACAAACAAAACUUCCUGAUUUUUUUCACAGUACUGAUUUGUUUUGCUGCAGCGACAUGAACGAUGAUGUGCAAUAAAUGCUCUAAAAAUG
Molecule: messenger RNA, 3133 nt
Organism: Thunnus maccoyii (southern bluefin tuna)
Lineage: Eukaryota; Metazoa; Chordata; Actinopteri; Scombriformes; Scombridae
Product: zinc finger protein 595-like
Exons: 2
Coding region: 367-2847 (826 amino acids)
Biological process (GO): regulation of transcription by RNA polymerase II
Molecular function (GO): DNA-binding transcription factor activity; RNA polymerase II cis-regulatory region sequence-specific DNA binding
Source: RefSeq, a predicted model, not a curated record